AUGUCGGAGACGGAAGACCGAAAGAAUGCACCGAAUCAAGAACCCGUCUAUAGAAAGGUGGCGAUCGUUGAAAACUUCUUCGAUAUUAUAUACACUGUUCACGUCGAAUUGGAAGGCAGACCUGGAAAACAUGCUGGUCAAAAACGGACUUAUAGAACUAUUACGGAAACGUACGCGUUUCUGCCGCGCGAGGCCGUUACGCGUUUCCUGACCGGAUGCGCUGAGUGCGCGAGGCGCCCGCGCACGCAUUCCAACUACUCUUACGAACCCAAAUUCGAUUACACGGAACUCCAGCCACUAAAGAAAGUGGACAGUCCAAAACCAACAGAUACGGAGGAUCAGGAGCCCACUUACAUAGAGCUUACAUCGAAAAAAGUAAACGGGUUUGAUGCGACGUCACUUUUAAAUAGUAGUUCAUCUGUUGAACCUGCUUUUCGGGAAGAAGAACCAGUCCGCACUGACCCUGAGAUCGAUAAAGAUGAGAAUAGCUUGAUCGACGUUGAAGAUGUGAAAGUUGACAGCCCACCAUCGCUGUUGCUACCACAGGAAAAAGAGGGCGAGGAAAAAGUAAAAGAAGAAAGCGACAAAGAAAGUACCAAGGCUGUAGAAAACUUGGAAGUGAAAGAGUCAAUCGUGGAGACAAAGAAAGAGAAAAAAUACAAUCCACUAGAUGUCGCUAAUUUGACGUCGAAAGAUCCGCCAAAAUCGAGAUCACCGCCCAGAAAGAAAUUGUUACCUUCGAGCAUAGAAUAUUCAAACUCGUACGGAAGGUAUCCAAGGCCAUGGCGGCCUGACGGUGGUCUCUACUAUGGAGAAGAUGUUGAUUACAGUGUCCCGAUUACAACUGCUUACCUUAAACAUAUGAGGAGUAUGGCGUAUCAAGAUAGCUUGGAUGGCGAAACUAAGUCUGGCACUGAAAAGAAACCUACUCCAAUAUUCUGA
Messenger RNA from Parnassius apollo (apollo), 942 nucleotides. Lineage: Eukaryota; Metazoa; Arthropoda; Insecta; Lepidoptera; Papilionidae. The record is from the annotation of a GenBank genome assembly.